Molecule: messenger RNA, 1038 nt
Organism: Heterostelium album PN500
Lineage: Eukaryota; Evosea; Eumycetozoa; Acytosteliales; Acytosteliaceae
Gene: ufd1
Product: ubiquitin fusion degradation UFD1 family protein
Exons: 5
Coding region: 1-1038 (345 amino acids)
Cellular component (GO): VCP-NPL4-UFD1 AAA ATPase complex
Molecular function (GO): polyubiquitin modification-dependent protein binding
Source: RefSeq, a predicted model, not a curated record
AUGGUAAUUAUUAUAGAUAUAAAUAUAAAUAUCAAUACUCUAUUAAAUAGACAGCAGGGUGGUAUGCCAGCAACAGGUAAAUUCAACCAGAACUAUUGUGUUAUGAAUAUUGCGAUUGCAGGUAAAGCUCAUCUUGAAUCUGGUGGAAAGAUUUUAUUACCACCAAGUGCAUUGAAUACACUCAGUCGUUUACAUAUUCAAUUCCCAAUGCAGUUUGAAAUCUCCAAUACAGAUAAACAUAGAUCUUCACAUUGUGGUGUUUUAGAAUUUACAGCAGAGGAAGGUGUUUGUUACAUGCCGAAAUGGAUGAUGAACAAUCUUCAACUGAAAGAUCAAGAUAUCGUUACCAUAAAGAGUGCUACACUUCCAAAUGGUCAAUUUGUAAAGAUUCAACCACAUACACAAGCUUUUCUAGAGACUGCCAAUCCAAAAGCAAUUUUGGAGAAUGCAUUGAGAAAGUUUGCAACGUUAACAAAGGCAGAGGAUUUCGUGAUAGAAUACAACAACAAAAACUAUACAUUGAGAGUGUUGGAGAUCAAACCGGUGAAUCCAUCGAAUGCCAUCUCUAUUAUUGAAACUGAUAUAUCUGUAGAUUUUGCACCACCCUUGGAUUCGAAACCUGAGGAAACCUAUAAGCCACAAACCACAGGAUUCACAUUUGGUACAACUAGUGUUGCCAAGCUCAUUCCACCUGGAAGUUCGAAAAAACCACAAAACGAUUCCGACGAAGAGGAGUCAUCGGAUGAAGACGAACCAAAAUUCAAGGCAUUCGGUGGUACCGCUGCCAGAUUGGACGGUAAGAGUGGAACACCAAGUACACCACCAAAGAACAUGUUGGGAACAUCACCAAAACCACAAACCAAUUCUCCACCCGUAAGUGAGCUCAUACAAUACAUAUCAAACUUUCAAACAAAAAAUCCAUCUUUAUUACAUCUACUAACAAAUCGUAAAUCUAUUAUAACCAUUUAUAGAACAACAGCAAUAACAAGAGUGAUAAGAAUUCCACUUGUUUUUGAUAUUAUAUUCGAGUUUAGUUAA